AAAAAACACUAGACAAUUAUCUUCUCUCUUCAAAACGACAGGCAAAACAAUGUGAGCUAAAGGGCAAACCCCAAAGCCUCCUCUUCUUUGUAAUUUCCAUACAUAAAUCACCUCUCAACAUCCACUGAUCAGAAUUUUGUUACAAAAACCCUUAACACAGCUUUUCUCUCUCUCUUUCAUCACCUUCUUUUCUGACCUUAACUUUGAGUCGGUUUCACUCUUCACAUACAUCUAAAUCUGAUCUUUAUCUAUAUCCAUUUUUUCACAUACAAAUAUUGGAUUUUUGCACAUACUCUUUUAAUUUAUUGUAAUUAUAGAAUUCUGGGUUUAUAUUUUCUUCAGUAAAGUUUUGAGGUGCAUUUUCAAUGGCUGCUGAUGCACAAGCAGUGAUUGAGGCUCCUGCGCUUCAUCAAUCAAAAUAUUCUGAUGCUGGUUCUGAAGAAUCUGACUUUAAUUCCAACCAAAAUGUGAAUAAUUCUGAAUCUGUUGUUACGCCUAAUGGUGUGAAGGACUCAUUAAAUGCUAAAUCCGAUUCUUAUCAAAUGCAACAUAUUGUUGACAUGUUGAAGAAACUCAAGUUGAAUCCACUCGCAAAAGAGUUUGUUCCUUCUUAUUGUUAUAAUAAUCGUGAUCAGAUGCUUUUUGUGCCUGCUAAUAAGACUCUGGCUGCUGAUGAUGCUUUCCCAAUUAACCCAAGGCAGAGAGGUAACAACUAUAACCAGGGCAGAAGGAGAAUGAACAAUAGAGCUUUUAGGGCUCAAAGAGAAGAUAGCAUUAGGAGAACAGUCUAUGUUUCUGACAUCGAUCACAAUGUAACAGAAGAGCGGCUUGCUGCAUUAUUUAGCGCUUAUGGACAAGUAAGUGACUAUGCUCUUCUAGACAUUGAUGUGGUUCUUUAUGUUAGAUAUUUGCUGCUUUAAGUGCAAGGUGGAUGC
Molecule: messenger RNA, 935 nt
Organism: Nicotiana attenuata
Lineage: Eukaryota; Viridiplantae; Streptophyta; Magnoliopsida; Solanales; Solanaceae
Product: polyadenylate-binding protein-interacting protein 8-like
Exons: 3
Coding region: 366-920 (184 amino acids)
Molecular function (GO): nucleic acid binding
Source: RefSeq, a predicted model, not a curated record